Varanus komodoensis (Komodo dragon) is the source of this 4848-nucleotide messenger RNA. RefSeq names its product collagen type XXII alpha 1 chain (gene COL22A1). The record is from RefSeq and is a predicted model, not a curated record. The transcript is spliced from 63 exons. Lineage: Eukaryota; Metazoa; Chordata; Lepidosauria; Squamata; Varanidae. The coding region runs from base 1 to 4785 and encodes 1594 amino acids.
AUGUUCCUUGUAGGAAGAUAUCCAAAAGCUUCCAUCCUGCUGUUUCUUCUAGCCCUUUGGGGGGCAGAGAAGUCUCAGGCUCAGAGAGCAGGUUGCAAGAAUGUUCACUACGAUCUUGUCUUCAUCCUGGAUGCCUCCUCCAGUGUGGGCAAAGAAGACUUCGAGAAGGUCCGUCAGUGGGUGGCUAAUCUCGUGGACACUUUUGAGAUCGGACCUGACAAAACCCGUGUUGGUGUUGUCCGCUAUAGCGAUAGACCGACCACCGAGUUUGACCUUGGAAGAUAUCGGACUCGGGAGGAAAUAAAAGAUGCUGCCAAGAACAUCAAAUAUUAUGGGGGCAAUACAAACACUGGUGAUGCCCUAAGGUAUAUCAACACAUACAGCUUUUCAGCAGCAGCCGGUGGGAGACCAAGUGACGGCACCAUCAAAAAAGUGGCUAUCCUGCUGACUGACGGAAGGAGCCAAGAUCACGUCUUGGAUCCAGCCACUGCAGCUCGCCAAGCUGGAAUAAGGAUCUUUGCUGUGGGUGUUGGAGAAGCCCUUAAAGAAGAGCUGGAUGAAAUUGCUUCUGAGCCUAAAUCUGCCCACGUGUUCCAUGUCUCGGACUACAAUGCUAUCGAUAAGAUACGCGGAAAACUGAGGAGGCGGCUUUGUGAGAAUGUGCUUUGCCCCAGUGUCCGCGUUGAAGGAGACAGAUUCAAACACACCAGAGGAGGAACAGACGACAUUCCAGGCUUUGACCUGAUGGAACAAUUCAGUGUGCGGGAGAUCUUUGGCAUGAAGGACAAUGGGAUUCACAGCUCCUAUGUUCGCCUCGGAAGCUUCCCCAUUGUGCAAAGAACAGAAGAUGUCUUCCCACAAGGCCUCCCUGAUGAAUAUGCCUUCAUAACCACUUUCAAGUUCCGCAAGACUUCCCGGCGAGAAGACUGGUAUAUUUGGCAGAUCAUUGACAAAUACGGCAUUCCUCAGGUCUCUAUCCGCCUGGAUGGUGAAAACAAGGCCUUGGAGUACAACGCGAUUGGACUCACCAAGGACGCCGUGAGAGUGGUCUUUCGGAACGGCCGUGUCAGCGACCUGUUUGACCGUAACUGGCAUAAGAUCGCGCUGAGCAUCCAGUCUCAGAGUGUCUCCCUGUACAUCGACUGCCAACUGGUUCAGACACUGCCUAUCGAAGACAGAGAAAAUAUCGACAUUCAGGGGAAGACCGUGAUUGGCAAGCGUCUCUAUGACAGUGUGCCAAUCGAUUUUGACCUUCAGCGGAUGGUUAUAUACUGUGAUUCACGACAUGCAGAGCUGGAAACUUGCUGUGAUCUCCCAACUGGACCCUGCCAAGUGACAGUCAUUACAGAGGCUCCACUCCCGGAAAUAGCUCCCACUCCUGCAAGUGAACAGGUGGGACACAUCAAGACAGUCAAUUGUUCCUGCCCACCUGGAGAAAAGGGUGAGAGAGGCCCUCCUGGGUUUGAAGGUUUAAAAGGCCAGAAGGGGGAAAUUGGACCAAUAGGACUUCCUGGCCCAAAGGGAGAACCGGGUGGUGCAGCCUUUGGCCAUGGAGGGAAAGGAGAAAAGGGCUCCCUUGGUGCACCCGGCAUCCCAGGGCGGGAUGGUGCCAAAGGAGCAAUGGGAGAGCCUGGACUUCCUGGAGCAGUUGGACUUCCUGGGCCAGCUGGGCCAAAGGGAACAGAGGGCCAGCCAGGUCCCCCAGGACGUCAAGGUUACGUUGGAGCACCUGGUCUGCAGGGAGAAAGAGGAGAAAAGGGACCCCGAGGAGAUAAGGGUGAACCAGGUCUUGAUGGUUUUCCUGGAAAGCCUGGUGCAGAAGGGAAACAGGGCUUCAAAGGGAGUCCAGGCCAACCUGGUCCCAUGGGACCCAAGGGAGAAAAGGGUGAAAUAGGACUUCCGGGGAAACCAGGCUCAGCGGUGCAGAUUGAAGGUUUGAAAGGAGAGCAGGGAGUUCCUGGUCCCCGUGGAUCCAUAGGCCCUCCUGGAAACCCAGGUAGUCCAGGACCCCCAGGACCAGAAGGCAAGCCAGGAGCUGCUGGAUUGCAAGGUCAAAGGGGUAAAAAAGGAGAGAUUGGACUCCCAGGUGUUGAUGGAUCGCCUGGACCUCCAGGUCCCCCUGGAUCACCUGGAGUUGCCGGGCCUCCUGGGCUUGCUGGACCCCCAGGGCCACCAGGAGAACUUGGCAGAAACGGGCAGCCGGGACCUCCUGGCUUACCUGGAAAAUCUGGACUGGAUGGCUUGCCUGGGCUUCCUGGCAAAAAGGGAGAUCGAGGGGAAAGGGGAGUGGAUGGGCUUCCUGGAACGACAGGACCCAAGGGUGAAACAGGACAGCCUGGCUUACCCGGCCUUGUGGGGGAAAGCGGUGAAGCUGGACUUCCAGGGUCCCCAGGGCUGCCAGGACUAAGAGGAGAAAAAGGAGACCAGGGUGAAAAGGGAAGAGCUGGACUCCAUGGCCUCAAAGGUGAAAGAGGGGACAAGGGUGAUGUCGGUGCUCCUGGUCUUCCCGGCUUACCAGGAACAACUUCUUUGAUUACACCGCAUCCUACUAUUCCUGGAGAAAAAGGGUCCAAAGGUGAAAAAGGUGGUCCUGGGGAAAGAGGCGAACCUGGCGAACGAGGCAUUCCAGGCAAGCAGGGGCUCCCUGGACCAGCAGGGCAGCAGGGAAUGAAGGGACAGGAUGGAGCUGACGGUCAACCUGGAGUCCCUGGAGAGAUUGGUGCUCCUGGACCUGCAGGCCCACCAGGACCUCGUGGAUUGCCUGGAAAUGUGGGUAUACCUGGAGAUCCUGGCCGAGUAGGAAGUGAUGGACAAAAAGGAGACAAGGGCGAUCCUGGGAAGGAAGGGAAAAUGGGACCACCUGGACCUCCAGGUGAUCCUGGAGUUGUCGGAGAACCUGGGUUACCUGGCAAGGGUCGAGAUGGAGAAAGAGGUGAAAGAGGGCUGCCAGGUUUACCUGGACCGUACGGACCCAAGGGAGAUCGGGGAGCUCCUGGAGUACCAGGCCAGCCAGGAGACAGAGGGGAACCAGGUCUGGGACUGGCUGGGCCACCAGGACCUAUGGGACCUCCUGGAGACAAAGGGCCAUCGGGACCCCGUGGUGUGCCAGGCUUCCAAGGACAACCUGGACCAGCUGGUCAGGAUGGUUUACCAGGAAAUCCAGGUGAAAGAGGGCCUCCAGGAAAGCCGGGUGCCUCUCCUCUCCUUUCACCUGGAGAUAUCAGUCUUUUAGUUAAGGAUGUUUGCAGUGACUGCCCCCCUGGACCACCUGGACUUCCUGGAAUGCCAGGAUUCAAGGGUGACAAAGGCCUCCCAGGUCCACUUGGCAGAGAAGGCCCAGUUGGAAAAAUGGGUGAACCUGGACACAGAGGUCCUCCUGGGCCACCAGGUGUGGAAGGUCCUAAGGGUGGUAAAGGAGACCGAGGGACAUCUGGAGAGGCUGGACCGAAAGGUGAACAGGGUCAUCCUGGAAUUCCUGGCUUCAUGGGUCCACCUGGAAAUCCAGGUCCACCUGGGCCAGAGGGUUCCCCAGGACCCAUGGGACCACCCGGAAGCCCGGGAGAAAUUGGCAAAGAAGGCCCACCAGGACCUCAAGGCCCACCAGGUUUGCCUGGACUUAUGGGCACUGCUGGAAUAGAUGGUAAAGAUGGCAAGCCAGGAGUUCCUGGGGAACCAGGCAAGACAGGAGAACCGGGGCUACCAGGACAAGAAGGAGCGAGGGGUUUGCCGGGUUUUAAGGGACCUAGAGGAGAUGCUGGAGCACCGGGGCCAAGAGGAGAGCCAGGUCAGGCAGGAAGUCCAGGCCGAGAGGGGCAGCCCGGGAAAGACGGGGAUCCAGGCCCUGUGGGGCCUCAGGGUCCACGUGGUCUCCGAGGACUGAUGGGCAAAAGUGGAUCACCAGGUCCCCCAGGGGAAGCAGGUUCUCCAGGUAACCCAGGUCCAAAAGGAAGCAAAGGUGAAACUGGCAGCCAAGGACUUCCCGGAUUCAUUGGGCCACGAGGUCCUCCUGGAGAACAAGGUGAAAAGGGCCCCCUAGGGAAAGAGGGUGCUCCAGGGAAACCAGGUGAACUCGGAGUCAAAGGUGAUCCAGGAGAUCCUGGCAUGAAAGGAGAAAAGGGCCCAGCAGGAGAGAAGGGCCCACCUGGAGAACCUGGAAUUCCUGGACACAAAGGACACACUGGAUUAAUGGGUCCACCGGGACCAUCAGGAGACACAGGGCAGACCGGGCCUCCUGGUCCACCAGGACAGCCUGGCUUUCCUGGGCCGAGGGGGGAGCCACCAUCACUGGAAACUCUGCGCAGACUUAUCCAAGAAGAGUUGGGAAAGCAGCUUGAUGCCAGAUUGCCCUACCUCAUGAGUCAGAUGCAGCCAGCUCACGUCAAAGCACCCCAAGGUCGACCAGGGCCUCCUGGAUUACCUGGUAAGGAAGGGCCCCCAGGAAGAGGUGGCCCUCCGGGAGAGCCUGGCAGGCCUGGUCAGCCUGGCUCUGAAGGCCCAUUGGGACCGGUGGGACCGAAAGGUGAAAGAGGGGACAAGGGAGAAAAAGGAGAUCCUGGCAUUGGUCAGCGGGGUGAAAAGGGUCCCCCAGGAGUACCAGGCGUUCCAGGUGAACCUGGCUAUGGGAAGGAUGGAAUACCAGGAGCACAAGGCCCUCAGGGUGAAGCAGGGGUCCCUGGUCUCAUGGGCCCCCAGGGUCCCCCAGGAGCCAAUGGGCAGUGCGACCCUUCCCAGUGUGCUUACUACGCAAGCCUGGCUGCCAGACCAAGCAAUGUCAAGGGUCCCUAAAGGUGAAGCCCCCAAGGACCUCUUAUGGACCUACUUCUGAACACUUGAAUGGAUCAAGGAAGC